This is a messenger RNA of Mycena indigotica, 906 nucleotides long. Its product is annotated as S-methyl-5'-thioadenosine phosphorylase. The transcript is spliced from 5 exons. Lineage: Eukaryota; Fungi; Basidiomycota; Agaricomycetes; Agaricales; Mycenaceae. The record is from RefSeq and is a predicted model, not a curated record. The coding region runs from base 1 to 906 and encodes 301 amino acids. Gene Ontology annotation, cellular component: cytosol. Gene Ontology annotation, molecular function: S-methyl-5-thioadenosine phosphorylase activity. Gene Ontology annotation, biological process: nucleoside metabolic process.
AUGUCUUCCGAUAAAGUUCUUGUGGGAGUCAUUGGCGGUAGCGGUCUGUAUAACCUUGGGAAUCUGACUUUGGUCAAGCAUGUCAACCCCGAAACGCCCUGGGGCUUCCCUUCGUCUCCCAUUGCCAUUUCGUCCCUUCCUUCUGGUGCCCUUGUUGCUUUUGUCGCGCGACACGGAACCGAGCACUCGAUUUCUCCCUCUCAUAUCCCCGUGAGGGCCAACAUCGCUGCCCUCAAGUCCUUGGGUGUCCGCACAAUCAUCGCUUUCUCCGCUGUCGGCUCGCUGCGGGAAGAGAUCCGGCCCGGUGAUUUUAUCCUCCCUUCGCAAAUCAUCGACCGCACCAAAGGCAUCCGCCCGACAACAUUCUUUGAAGGGACUGGACUUGUUGCUCAUACCGGGUUCAGUGACCCGUACUCUCCGAAACUGGCUGCUUGGCUUGAGAAAGCUGUCGUUGCUGCGUUGGAGGCAGAGGGGAGAGGCGUCAAGCUGCAUACAUCCAAGACCAUGGUUGUCAUGGAGGGCCCCCACUUUUCCACUCGCGCUGAGAGCCUGAUGUAUCGUCAAUGGGGCGGUGAUCUCAUUGGGAUGACUGCUCUUCCUGAAGCGAAACUGGCUAGAGAAGCCGAAAUCAGCUUUGCCCUCAUUGCGACCGCGACCGAUUACGAUGCCUGGCGCCCACAUGAAGCUGGUGUCACUGCUGCCGAAGUGUUCAAAAUUCUCAAGCAGAAUGCGGACACAUCCCGGCAUGUCGCGGCCCACGUUAUCGAGAGUCUUUUGGCCUCUGCUGACGAGGCAAUCCUUGGCGAGGAGGCGGGCAGCAUGCAAUUUUCCUUUAUGGGACCACCAGCUAACCAUUCGAAUGCUGCGUUGGCCUAUGUGCUUCCCGAAUAUUUCAAGGCGGAAUAA